This is a messenger RNA of Spinacia oleracea (spinach), 2197 nucleotides long. RefSeq names its product 3-isopropylmalate dehydratase large subunit, chloroplastic-like. The record is from RefSeq and is a predicted model, not a curated record. The transcript has 16 exons. The coding region runs from base 497 to 2035 and encodes 512 amino acids. Lineage: Eukaryota; Viridiplantae; Streptophyta; Magnoliopsida; Caryophyllales; Amaranthaceae. Gene Ontology annotation, molecular function: 3-isopropylmalate dehydratase activity; 4 iron, 4 sulfur cluster binding. Gene Ontology annotation, biological process: amino acid biosynthetic process.
GUGGGUGACGUGACCCAGCGAAUUUUUUGACAAAAAAAAGAAUAAAAAAAAGAAAUUUCGCCCAAAGCAGACUACAGACCCGUAUUUCGCCCAAAACUAUUCCCCUUAGCGCCGCCCAGCCUCUGAGAGCCACCUCACGUCCUCACCGUUACCGAGUUACCGGGACCAGCCGCACCACUGUCCGCGGCUCACCUCACCGGCGGCAGCCGUCCAGUACAGCAGUACUCCGUUUCGAUCCGCGGCUCACCUCAAUUGCUUAACUCCUCAACUCCUCAAGUAAGCGAGCCCAGCCACUCAGCCAUAGCAGCCUCCCCGGCCGGCGGCCACCCACCUAUACGCGUCACGCUUUCCCAGCCGGACUCCGACAACCGCCUGGCCGCCCACCUCACGACUCACGAGUCACCAUUCACCAAUCUUGAGCGAGCCCCCCUUCUCCGAGACAUUCAUUACCAGAAACCAAAACAAAUUUGGUGACUUCGCAUAUAUUCAUCAUCUAAUGGCAAUUUCUCAAGCAAUUUCUUCAACAUCUUCAUCCUUUUUCCGCAAGAAUGAUUUGGGACUCUCUGCUUUGUCUUCCUCUUCCUCGAAUUGCUCCCAAUUUGCAGCUUCAAAAUACAGGAAGAUGAAGUCUAAGAAGAUAGUUUCAGUCAUGGCUCCACAACAAACUCAGAGAAACCCUUCUACAACGGGCUCGGUGAAAAAUGCAAUGACAAUGACGGAGAAGAUAUUGGCUAGGGCUUCAGAGAAACCCCAGUUAGUCCCAGGUGAUAAUGUGUGGGUUAAUGUUGAUGUAUUGAUGACCCAUGAUGUUUGUGGACCUGGCUCCAUUGGUAUCUUUAAGAAGGAAUUUGGAAAGAAUGCCAAGGUCUGGGACCGUGAAAAGGUUGUCAUUAUUCCCGAUCACUAUAUUUUUACAAAAGAUGAACGGGCCAACAGGAAUGUUGAUAUCUUGAGAGACUUCGUGAAGGAGCAAAAUAUAAAAUAUUUCUAUGAUAUAACUGAUCGUUCCGACUUUAAGGUUAAUCCUGACUACAAAGGUGUAUGCCAUGUCGCUCUUGCACAAGAGGGUCAUUGUAGACCUGGAGAGGUCUUGUUAGGGACCGACUCUCAUACAUGUAAUGCCGGAGCAUUUGGCCAAUUUGCCUCUGGAAUUGGCAAUACUGAUGCUGGUUUCGUUUUGGGCACUGGUAAAAUAUUGUUAAAGGUUCCUCCAACUCUUCGAUUUGUAAUGGAUGGAGAAAUGCCUGAUUAUUUGCUUGCGAAGGAUUUGAUCCUACAAAUCAUUGGUGAAAUAUCAGUGGCAGGUGCAACAUAUAAAUCGAUGGAAUUUGUUGGAUCCACUGUUGAAAGUUUGACUAUGGAAGAUAGAAUGACCCUUUGCAAUAUGGUUGUUGAAGCUGGAGGAAAGAAUGGCGUUGUUCCUGUUGAUAGUACCACACACAAAUAUCUUGAGGACAAGACUUCUAUUCCAUAUGAACCUGUUUACAGUGAUGAUCAAGCGAGAUUCAUGUCUGAGUAUCGGUUUGAUGUCUCAAAGCUAGAACCUCUUGUUGCAAAGCCUCACUCUCCUGACAACCGUGCUUUAGCAAGAGAGUGUAAAGAUGUCAAAAUUGACAGAGUAUAUAUUGGUUCCUGUACCGGUGGGAAGACAGAAGAUUUUCUAGCCGCAGCCAAAAUCUUUAUGGCCUCUGGGAAAAAGGUCAAAGUCCCCACUUUCUUAGUACCUGCCACCCAGAAGGUCUGGGUGGAUGUGUACACUCUUCCAGUGCCUGGUUCUGGUGGUAAGACAUGUGCUCAGAUAUUUGAAGAAGCUGGGUGUGAUACACCAGGCAGUCCAGGUUGUGGAGCUUGCCUUGGUGGCCCUAGAGACACUUAUGCACGAAUGAAUGAGGCACAGGUUUGCGUGUCAACAACAAAUAGGAACUUCCCCGGGAGAAUGGGAAACAAGGAAGGGCAGAUAUAUCUAGCAUCUCCAUACACCGCGGCUGCAUCCGCGUUGACCGGUUUUGUUACUGACCCAAGAGAGUUCUUGUAGUGUCAUUCAUACAUUUAUCCACCUUCUGUUGUUGCUCAAGUCUUGAAUCUUAAUUUCUAAAUUAAUCAUGUCUUUUUUUUGAAGUGAAUGUAUUUGACAUUUUAGAUAUCACCUAUUGUGUUUACUUCUCCAGAAUUUAUAGGCUUGAUUUACUCGUUUGAA